GCAGAAUCCCGGGGACGGUUGCUGAGCGGGCCUGGGAUCCCGGUCGCGGCGCCUUCCGCCUGACCGCUCCUAGUCCAUCUGUUGGAUCCCGAACGACCUAAUCUGAGCCCGCGCCGGACGGGCGGGCCGGACUAAGAGAAUUCCCUGAGCUGGUAUCAGGUGCCACAGGCCACCAGGAGGGGACGGACGGACGGAGCUAGGGGCCAACAAGAUGGCGGAUGAAACCUUAGCUGGGCUGGAUGAGGGAGCCCUGCGGAAGCUGUUGGAGGUCACAGUGGAUCUGGCAGAGCGGCGCCGCAUCCGCUCGGCCAUCCGGGAGCUGCAGCGGCAGGAGCUGGAGCGCGAGGAGGAGGCCCUGGCAUCCAAGCGCUUCCGUGCCGAGCGGCAGGACAACAAGGAGAACUGGCUGCACUUUCAGCAGCGGGAGGCUGAGCAGCGGGCUGCUCUGGCACGGCUGGCAGGACGGCUGGAGUCCAUGAGUGACGUGGAGGAGCUGACCACCCUGCUGCGAGGCGCCGCUGAGUACGAGGAACGCAAGCUGAUCCGAGCCGCCAUCCGCCGCAUACGGGCCGAGGAGAUUGAGGCUGCCACCUUGGCUGGAAGGUUGAGCAGCGGGCGUCCCAACAGUGGCUCAAGAGAGGACAGCAAGGGGCGGGCAGUACACAGGCUGGAACGGUGUGAGGUGCCGAAGCCGGAGGAACAGGAGCAGCAGGCAGAGGUCCCAGAGCCAACCCCGACCCCCAACAGCACCAGCCAGGAUGUGACCACAGUGACACUCCUGCUUCGGGUCCCACCUGGGGGCACACCCAGCCCACCUGCCUCAGCCGACAGUUCGCCCACUGCUACCUCUCCUGAGCCUCCACCGGAGCCUGCUGAGGCCCCGUGCCCUGCCCCCAGUGCUCUGGGAAGCCCCGAGCCACCUCCCAGCCCACCCAGGGCCGCCAGCCCUGAGCCCCAGGAGCCUCCAGCCACCCCCGGCACGGAGGGGCAGGUGGUCAACAAGCUCCCGCCUGGCCCCACAGAGCCCCCAGCUGCCCAAGGCCCUACCAAAGGUCCCUCCGACACAGAGAGAGCAGGCCUGGCUGGCCCUCGCCCCUGCCAGCGCUCCCUGUCUGUGCUCAGCCCCCGCCAGCCAGUCCAAAACCGAGAGCCCACCCCUCUUGCCAGCGGACCUUCCCCGUUCCAGCGGGCCGGCUCCGUGCGGGACCGCGUGCGCACGUUCACAUCUGAUUCUCCUACGGCUGCUGGGCUCCGGGAAGGCCCACCGCGGGCAGCCCUCGGUCCCUCGACCCCUGCAAGGCUCCCAGGCCCCUCCCACACCAGCAGCACCCCUGCCUCCUCCUCCAGGGGCCCCUCCUCACGGGGCCCCAGUGACAUCUCCUCCCGGUUCAACAAGGAUCAGCGAGGAAUAGUCCAGCCCCUGGCCCGGCUUCAGAGCUCCCCCCGCGAGGAGGGCCCCAGGGGGCGGGGCUUGGCUGUCAGGCCCCUUGAAAACAGAGCAGGGGGGCCUGUGGCCCGCUCAGAGGAGCCCAGUGCCCCGCUGCCCGUGGCCGUGGGCACCGCUGAGCCAGGGGCCAGUAUGAAGACCACAUUCACCAUCGAGAUCAAGGAUGGCCGGGGCCAGGCCUCCACGGGCCGGGUGCUGCUGCCCACAGGCAACCAGAGGGCAGAGCUGACGCUGGGGCUGCGGGCGCCCCCCACCCUCCUGGGCACCAGCAGUGGGGGCAAGAGCACCAUCACCCACAUCAGCAGCCCCGGGAACCUGGCCCGGCUGGGCAGUGUCACUCACGUCACCAGCCUCAGCCAUGCCUCCCCUGGUGGCCGGGGAGGCUACAGCAUUAAGAUGGAGCCAGAGCCAGCAGAGCCCCCCUCUGCAGCAGUGGAGGUAGCGAAUGGCGCUGAGCAGACCCGAGUGGACAAAGCAGCAGAGAGGCGGAGCCCACUGAGCACUGAGGAGCUGAUGGCCAUUGAGGAUGAGAGUGUCCUGGACAAGAUGCUGGAUCACACUACGGACUUUGAGGAGCGGAAGCUCAUCCGGGCUGCACUACGUGAGCUCCGACAACGGAAGAGAGACCAGCGGGACAAGGAACGGGAACAGCGGCUGCAAGAGGCACGGGCCCGGCCAGGGGAGGGCCGUGGCAACAUGUCUACCAAGACCACCAUGCAACACAGCCAGCAGACAGCCGAUGGCUCAGCUGUCAGCACUGUCACCAAGACCGAGCGGCUCGUCCACUCCAGUGAUGGCACACGGACGGCCCGCACCACCACAGUGGAGUCAAGUUUUGUGAGGCGCUCAGAGAAUGGUGGUGGCAGCACCAUGAUGCAAACUAAGACCUUUUCCUCUUCAUCAUCCAAGAAGAUGGGCAGUAUCUUCGACCGGGAGGAUGAGGCCAGCCCGCGGCCCGGCAGCCUCGCAGCGCUGGAGAAACGCCAGGCGGAGAGGAAGAAAGAGCUGAUGAAGGCGCAGAGCCUCCCCAAGACCUCAGCCUCCCAGGCGCGCAAGGCCAUGAUUGAGAAGCUGGAGAAGGAAGGCGCGGGCGGCAGCCCUGGCGGACCCCGCGCAGCUGUGCAGCGCUCCACCAGCUUCGGCGUCCCCAAUGCCAACAGCAUCAAGCAGAUGUUGCUGGACUGGUGCCGAGCCAAGACGCGUGGCUACGAGCAUGUGGACAUCCAGAACUUCUCCUCAAGUUGGAGUGACGGGAUGGCCUUCUGUGCCUUGGUGCACAACUUCUUCCCUGAAGCCUUCGACUAUGGGCAGCUCAGCCCACAGAACCGGCGCCAGAACUUCGAGGUGGCCUUCUCAUCCGCCGAGACCCAUGCGGACUGCCCGCAGCUCCUGGACACAGAGGACAUGGUGCGGCUUCGAGAGCCUGACUGGAAGUGCGUGUACACGUACAUCCAGGAGUUCUACCGCUGUCUGGUCCAGAAGGGGCUGGUAAAAACCAAAAAGUCCUAACCCCUGCUCGGGGCCCACGAGAGAAGAAAAGACAACGGCCCAGAGGGAAAAAGGGAAUUGCAUGAAGUGAUGUGAAUCAGGGACAGAGAUAGCAGUGCACUCAGAUGCCCCUCAGGGCCUGGAGCCAUUGUGGGGGGCAGCCCACGUGUGCACACACACACUCAGAGAAGCCGCUCAGGUGAGGGGAGGAUGGGCAUGGUGCUGUCUCCAGGUCAUAUAUGGACUUAGGAGCUGCUGCCCAGCAGGCCAGCCUGGAGGGAGAGGGGCCCAGUCCGGCCCUGUUCCAGUUGGAAAGUGUGACUCAGCCGUGCUGUUGCUCGAAUUGCCUGGUGUUUGGCCUGUCACUGAGGCAGCUGGAGCCCUGAGCCGUGAGCCCCGGUGUAAACAAUGGCUUUAUAAGGUCUCCAGGGAAGACACCAGAGGUGGGAGGGAGCUUCACAUUGGGAGAAGCCAGGAUCCCUGGGGAGACAGCCACAGCUGGAAGAAGCUGCAGAGAGAGGCUUCCCCUUCACCAUAGUACAGCUGAAGCAAGCUGGGGCAGAGAUGACCCCAAGGGCACAUAGCACAUCAGCAAGAGAGUCAGAAACCUCUCAUCCUAGGUGCUUCCAAGGACUCAAAUGAGGCAAAGAAUGAAUAUACUAUUGCUGUAAAGAUGGGGAAACUGAGUCGCGGGGCAGGGUUUUCUCUAGCUUCCACAGCUGGCCAGGAGUAGCCUUGACUGAAACAGGUCUGCUUCCCAGGCUUCUUCCUGAAGGAGUCCUGGUGAGCUGAGAGUAGGCCCCAGCCCCUUGCAUGGUUUGAUCUUGAAGGUACAAGAUGGGAGGUAGUCCUGGGCCCUUGGGUGUCUUGGGAACAGGAGCAAUUCCUGCCCUCAUGCCUUCCCUGCCAAAGGAAACUCACUUAACCACAUUGACAGUGCUAACUAUAUGCCAGGCAUGGCACAUGGGAGGAGCAAGGCGGAAGAGAUCUUGCUCUGGGAGAGGAGGGAAAUGGAGCCAGGGAACACACGCUAGCUUUGAGCCCUGGGGCUGUCAGUGACUUAGUAGCUGCAGCCCACUCACCCCAGAGGGGGGAGGGGCCCCAGGCAGGUGCUAGCAUCCAGGGCUGGGGGCCUGGAUCACAUCAGGCCCAGCCCUGUGCCUACUAAGCUGUGGAGCUUCAAACAAACGACUUCUCUGCUCUGUGACUUGGUUUCCCUCUGUGUAAAGUGCAUUUGGCACUCUGGAGGAUGGUCAAAGGGUGGUCCUGCCCCCGAGUGUGAUGUAGAUGGUCCAGUCUGUACUGAUUGGGACUCUCAUUUGCCUCCCCUGCUCUACCCAAGGGGGUAAUAAGGGGUAAAGCACUGUCUCCCAGGCAUACACACAUCCCUCCCUGGCCUCCACCUCACACAGCAGGGAUGUCCCUUGAGGCAGAUGGGGGUUCCCAGGCUGCCCUACUGGGAGGUACCAGAACAGGGAGCUGGCAGAUAAUCAGGGGCCCAGAGGGUCACUGGAGUGGGUCUGGAUGCAGGGAAAGAUUUGAGGCCCCUUGGAUACAACGGCCCAACUGAAAGGCAUGUGCCAGCUGGAGUGUGCCAUUGAGGGUGAGAUGGAGGUGGCCCUCCAGAGAGACGUGGAGGAGUCUGGAGUCAGCACCUCCCCAGGGCUAGGGGUUGAGCCCCCGACCCUGCGCUGGCUCCACUGCGCCUGGGCGUGGGGUUGGGGCAGGGAUCUCUUCUUUCACCUCUGCAUGACUGGCCUUGCUCCCCAAAGGGGUGCCUCCAGGCUUGGGUGGGUGGGGCCUGGGGUUUCUGCCUUCCUAGAAGGCUUUUCCCCCAUUAAGUCGAUCAGGAGUUUAUGGAGGACCAGCAGGCUGCGGCACUGGAAAGACCUCUGGGUAGAGGGUCGCCGCAAGAGGCGGGGCCGGCGCUGACAACCACCCCCGUGCCCCCCCGCCCCUC
This is a messenger RNA of Hippopotamus amphibius kiboko, 4895 nucleotides long. RefSeq names its product smoothelin (gene SMTN). The transcript has 21 exons. Gene Ontology annotation, molecular function: protein binding. NCBI's taxonomy places the organism in Eukaryota, Metazoa, Chordata, Mammalia, Artiodactyla, Hippopotamidae. Gene Ontology annotation, biological process: actin cytoskeleton organization. The record is from RefSeq and is a predicted model, not a curated record. The coding region runs from base 212 to 2956 and encodes 914 amino acids. Gene Ontology annotation, cellular component: filamentous actin; microtubule organizing center.